Molecule: messenger RNA, 849 nt
Organism: Arachis stenosperma
Lineage: Eukaryota; Viridiplantae; Streptophyta; Magnoliopsida; Fabales; Fabaceae
Exons: 1
Coding region: 1-849 (282 amino acids)
Source: RefSeq, a predicted model, not a curated record
AUGGGCACCACCCCAUUCCAUCUAUCCAUCCUCGAAGUCCGGUUGCCGAAACACUUCGACAUACCAACGGACAUGAGGUACGAUGGAACCCAGGACCCACUGGAACACCUCACGGCCUUUGAGGCCAGGAUGAAUAUGGAGGGAGUAGGAGACGAAGUAAGGUGCCGCGCCUUCCCGGUCACCCUGGCAGGACCUGCGAUACGGUGGUUUAAUAGCCUCCCGCAGGGCUCGGUGACCGGCUUCUCCGACAUCAACCGCACCUUCCUAGCACAAUUCACCACCAGAAUUGUGAAGGCAAAACACCCAAUCAAUCUCCUCAGCGUGACUCAACGCACCGGGGAGACGACCAGGAAGUAUCUAGACCGGUUCAACGACGAAUGCUUGGAAAUUGAAGGAUUAACUGAUUCGGUGGCCAGCCUUUGUCUGAUGAACGGCCUCCUAAAUGAGGACUUCCGAAAACACCUCACCACAAAGCCGAUCUGUACAAUGCACGAGAUCCAAACCGUAGCCAAGGAGUACAUAAAUAAUGAGGAAGUUAGCCAAGUUGUGGCUGCCAACAAACGGCAGCCCUCCUACAAUCAACCCAGGCAACACGGUAAUGGAGAAAGGGAGAAGGAGCAAGCCAGAGAUGGGGGGCAAAGCAAGGAACCCAAAUCAUUUCCCCGGGUCAGAAAAUUCACCAACUACACCCCACUCACCCUCCCCAUCAUGGAAGUUUACCAGCAAAUUGUCGAAAAGGGAAUAUUGACGAAACCCCGACCUCUGAAAGACCGUACAGGGGGAACAAGAGCCUCUACUGUGAUUACCAUAAAGGCUAUGGGCACCAAACAUAGGACUGCUUCGACCUGA